Molecule: messenger RNA, 312 nt
Organism: Rotaria socialis
Lineage: Eukaryota; Metazoa; Rotifera; Eurotatoria; Philodinida; Philodinidae
Source: the annotation of a GenBank genome assembly
AUGACUAGUUAUCAUCUUAACAGUAUUUUUCAAACAACACAACAAAAAUUAUAUGAUGGUUCAAAAAAUUUCUUUCGAAAAUUAAAUGAUUCUACAAAAACUAAUGACAUAAAACCAUUUCAAGUAAAUUUGUGUUGUUCAUCAAUGCAUUGUACGAUUCCAAUGUUGUCAAUGUGUGAUUAUUGUGAAAAACAAUAUUGUUCAAAUCAUCUCAUGCCAUGCUCACAAUGUAAUAAGAUAUAUUGCCUUUAUUGUUCAACAAAUAUAAACAAUGAAUUAACCAUUUGCUUAACAUGUGUACAAAAUGAAUAA